Molecule: messenger RNA, 3026 nt
Organism: Diorhabda carinulata
Lineage: Eukaryota; Metazoa; Arthropoda; Insecta; Coleoptera; Chrysomelidae
Product: transforming growth factor-beta-induced protein ig-h3
Exons: 11
Coding region: 269-2818 (849 amino acids)
Biological process (GO): cell adhesion; extracellular matrix organization
Cellular component (GO): extracellular matrix
Molecular function (GO): cell adhesion molecule binding
Source: RefSeq, a predicted model, not a curated record
UUAAAAAAAAACAACGAUAAUGAAAAAAAAACUGACUUUCAUCGUAGGUGUAUGGACUACAUACUUAACAUCGUUCACCUUCUAGAAAGAAGAGCCGAACAAACAGCGACCUAACGGUGUUAUCUCUUCACCGACGAACGGUGCCCCACCAUCCGGCCAUGUUUAUAUAUGGCGGCUCUUUCGCGAAAAGUUUGUUAGUCGACGAGCGAAACAUUAUUUGAAGCGGUUAUUGAAAUCAUUUUUUUUUCUAAACAAACUUUCGGUCAAAAUGCUAAUUCGUGCAUUAUUCGUUUUGAGUGGGUUAUUUUUCGUACGAGCAGUGAAAUCUGAUAUAUACGGAGAUCUCAGUCUUUUCCACGAAUUACAACAAGAACCGUAUCGAGUGAACUGGGAUUGGGGUAAUCCUUUGGUUAAUAACAGACGAGCGGUCGAAGAUGAUAUAUCUCUAGAAGACGACGAUUCCGAUAGAGAACCCCUGGGGAAAAAUUAUAGAGAUCCUCCGGCUGCUAGUUCCGAACAAAAACCAGUUGUAGUAUCAAAACCCGAAUCGGAUGUUAAAGCCGAAUCCGAUAAAUCAGAUGAUACCCAAAAACCUAUUUCGCCUUUCCAAGGUUUUCUGCCCGAUGGAAUUGUGGAUGUGAAAGCGGGUGGAUUCGGUGGUCCGCUCAAUCCGUUCAAUCCGGAUUUCGAUUUUUCCUCAACGUUUGGUAUCAAUUCCAAGCCUUUCGGAUUUGGAGAUUUGUUCAAUUCAUUCCAGAGUAAUCAGUGGUGGAAGGGAAAAAACGUUUGUAUUGAGCGAGAAGAAAGCACCGACGACGACGACGACGACGAAAGCGACGAAGAUGAAAAUAACGAUGAAGCACAAAAAAAUAAUACCACUAAAGCACCGAAAUCUCUUCCAGAUUUGUUCUCGACAUCUAUCAGCUUAUCGAAUUGCUACGAAACUGCCAACAAAUACGAAUGCAUUACCAAAAUAAACAACCACGGAGUAUUUAAAACGUUCACUGUACGUUACAAAUGUUGCUACGGAUACACUCGCAAGAACGGCGGUAGUUGUGACCAAAAAACUGAUCUCAAACCCAUUUUGGACACUUUGACCGACAUCAAAACCAACGAAUUUAAAAAUUUGAUUGCGACAUCAAAUCUGGAAGAAAAAUUCACCGAUGGUAAUUUCUCUAUUUUCGUUCCUACCGACGCUGCUAUUAGUGAAUACAACGAAAAAAUAACCGAAAUGAAUAACGUAAGACGACGAAGAGGUAUAGGGCAGCAUCUUUCCACUGGGGAUCUGGUUCUAAGUCACACCGUCAGCGGUUUCGUUGAUUUAAGUGAUUUACCCAACGAUAAAAUCAUUUUGAGCGAAAACUCGAAUAGCACUAUCAGAAUCAAUAUUUACCCUACCAAUACAAGAGAAAAACUACUAACGGCUAAUUGCGCACGCGUGAAAACACCAAACGUGUUAGCUAGCAACGGUAUACUACAUGUUACAGAAGGUGUCGUUCUUCCUGCAACUCAAGACGUCGAAACAAUCAUAAAUACUCAUCCUCGUUUGACCAAUUUUAAACAAGCAAUCUCCAAUAGCGAUAUUCCGAGCCAUAUGAAACCAACAGGACAUUAUACAGUGUUUGCACCAACGGAUGAAGCGUUCAGCAAAUUGGACGAAGUUCAAAAACAAAAGAUACUCAGUGGAGCAGGAUGCGCCAGUAGUAUUCUGAAGUAUCAUUUCACGUCUCACACUGUAUGUUCUCCGGCGAUAAUUGGAAAUGCGACGACGCAUAACGUCGAAGGUGACCUUUUGAAUUUGGAAAGGACCAUCGACGACGAACUUAUUUUUGAAAAAAAAUCGAAAAUUAUCGAUACUGAUAUUAUGGCGACUAAUGGGGUGAUUCAUUUGAUUGAUACCAUCAUAAUACCUGAUUCAGGUCUUCACGUCGGUAACGUUCUCAAACACCAAAACUAUUCCAAAUUUCAAGAACUCAUCGAAAAAUCCGAAUUACAAGAACAAAUUAAUGGCCUCCAAAACGCCACCGUAUUCGUUCCAAACAAUCAAGCUUUCGAAAGUCCGGAAGGACAAAAAUUAUUAAGUAAAAUUGAAAACGACAAAGUAGCGAUGCAAGAAAUCGUCAGGUAUCACGCCAUACAGGGUCAAUUGCAAUCCGCUGACAUGAACAACAAUGAAAAAUUGGUUACCUUCGAUAAUGGUAAAGAGCUACGACUUAAUUUGUACUCAACGUUACCUCUAUUGAAUCGUAUCGUUAAUCGGGCAACAGUCAACUGCGCUAGGUUAAUAGGUUUCGACGAAAAAGCGUGCGGCUCCACUAUACACGAAGUUAACAAAAUAUUGGUGCCGCCGAGUCAAAAUCUUCUAGAAGUUAUCGAAAGCGAUCCGAAGUACUCGACAUUCCGAACACUUUUAAAUGACACACAAUUAGAGAAAACUUUACGUGAAAAUAAUCAAUCUUUGACUCUAUUGGCUCCCACAGAUGAAAGUUUCGCCGCUUUAGAAGAUAAAGAUAGAGAAACUCUAAUGAAAGAUAAAAAGAAAGCGGAAUAUUUAUUAAAGCAUCACGUUUUGACAGAGGUUUUGUGCUGUUCAGGUGUCGGUCCACAUUCUUGGGGAUUUAGCAGUUUCGUAUCUACCCUGGCGAAUACACAAGUAGAAGUUGGUCGUAGUGGCAGUAGAAUAAGAAUUAAUAGAGCCGUGGUAACCGGUUGUGAUAAUUUAGCAACCAACGGUGUCGUACAUACCAUUAAUAAAGUGUUGUUACCUAGACAACCCCAAGUAUCAUCCAUUGGAGGAUUUUUCUUGUUCGACCUCUAAGUUUUUAAUUCAAAAUAUUGUUAUUUAUACAUUUGACUGAAAAUUAUGUACUUUGUGCUUUUAAAACCAGUUAAACAUUUUGAUUAGUUAGUAUGUUUCAUUUAAAUGGUGUGCUAUCCGUAGUAGUAGUUGAAAAUAAUUUAUUUGCUUAUAUUUUAUUAUUAUUGUAAUAUUAUGAAUAUAUUUAAUAAAAAAUAUUUGGAACGUA